Moneuplotes crassus is the source of this 777-nucleotide messenger RNA. The record is from the annotation of a GenBank genome assembly. NCBI's taxonomy places the organism in Eukaryota, Ciliophora, Spirotrichea, Euplotida, Euplotidae.
AUGACAUCAGAAAAAGCAGCUACUGCGCAAUCAAAUAAAUUUAAAAAGAGAUUUGUGAGCCCAAAAGCUUGUAAAUCUGAGCCUGAAGUAAGCAUCCUGCCUUGAGUCCUUCAUUAUAAUAUUGUGAAAGUGAGACAAAUAGUGUACCACAAGCAUAAAUUAUACAUUGCCAUGGACUGUGCAAUGGAUACUCUUGAGGAUGUAUUCGAGACUGUAAGGGUAGGAACAAGAGUCAGAUUCACAGAUGAGCGUAUCCGAGGUUAUAUGAUGGACAUCAUGGAAGGAGUCCAUGCAAUUCAUUCCAAACUUUAUAUGCAUUGAGACAUUAAUCCUGAAAACAUCCUGAGAUUUGACAAUAAAAGACUUAAAAUAGGAGACUUUGGAUCAGCCCAGGUUAUUGCUAAUGAGGAGAGGCUUCAUUCUUAUGAAGGAGCUAGGUCUUAUAGAGCUCCAGAGCUUACAUUAGGAUCAUUAUCUUACACAGAAGCAGUUGAUAUCUUUGCUUGAGGAUGAAUACUUGCUGAAUUUUUCCUUCUUGAACCAAUAUUUCAAGCUAAAACAUCAAAAGAAAUAUUCAUGGCUCAAUGAAAAAUACUUGGCACUCCUUCAGAAGAAGAUUGGCCAGAAGGAUAUAUUCUUGCAGAUUCAGAUGAUUUUGAUAUUCCUUAUUAUCCACGUAAUGAGCCAGUAGCAGAUAGACUGAUGGCAUUAAUCCCAGAAAUAUCUCCACAAUGAGCAGACCUCUUAUCUAAAAUGCUUGAAUUUAAUCCAAAAUAA